Molecule: messenger RNA, 2773 nt
Organism: Penaeus vannamei (Pacific white shrimp)
Lineage: Eukaryota; Metazoa; Arthropoda; Malacostraca; Decapoda; Penaeidae
Product: cytoplasmic dynein 1 intermediate chain
Biological process (GO): transport along microtubule
Cellular component (GO): cytoplasmic dynein complex
Molecular function (GO): dynein heavy chain binding; dynein light chain binding
Source: RefSeq, a predicted model, not a curated record
GGUAGUGAACGUUGCGUGAAUUCUCUCGUGGUUUUGAGCUGUUCAAUAAGAGAAAACUGGCUUUAGGUUAUAUGAAAAUUCGUAAAAAAUGAUGUCGCAAGGCGUCGGUAUAAGCGCAAUGGAUCGUCUGCGUGUGGAUUCACCAGAUCGAAAAACUAUGUGGAAGGAAGAAAAAGAGCGUAAACUUGCCAAACUGAAGCAGCUGCGUGCAGAAAGAGAGAAACGACGAAGAGACCAACUGUCUAGAGAGGCUCAGGAAGCAGCUGUACGUGCGAGCAAUGCACCGCGAGAUGACCAGCAGGAUUUGGAUAAGAUGCUCUCCUCCUUGGGAGUUGCGCCUGUCUCGGAUAAAGAUAAAGAUAAAAGCAGUGGUCAUACUGAGGAAACUAGAAGCAUUAAUCUGCCAGUAGAAGAACAAUCUGCAACCAAGUCUGGUCAGACAGAGGUCCUGUCGAGUAUGUCGAGCAUGUCCUCCGAGCCGGGACAAGACCUAACGGGUUCGCCAGACAAGAGUCUAGAAGGGAAUGCCACAGCUUCGCCAAGAACACCGAGCAAGAGGCCGCCACAGCUCUCAGUCGUAAGUGUACAGGCAACCAACAUCCCUCCUCGUGAAACGGUGACAUACACUAAGGGGGUGCAGACCUCAUCGUCGGGUGAUGGCCACGGUUACUAUGAGGAUUGGUGGAGGCCACGCAAAGCCCAUGCCUUCGACUAUUACGACGAAUAUAAUCUAAACCCAGCGCUAGAAUGGGAUGAUGAAUUCACAGUUCUUACUUACGAUGACCCGCAAGCUGAGGAGGAGGACAACUCCUUGACCAUGCUUGACACCCCACCGAUGUUCGGAGGAGGGCACAACCGCCACCUUCCCCCUGGGAUUCUUCCCACGGGCAUGCCGCAGGUGCAGGACGUCAAGCCGGCCCUCGCCCCCGAAGCUGAGAAGAAGGUCGAGGAGGAGAAACCCAAGCCACCCCGUGAGCUGUCAGAUGAAGAGAAGCAGAUGUUGAUGAUGACAGAGGAGUUCCACAGCUUCUUUGACCACUCGACUCGUAUAAUUGAGCGAGCCCUUGCAGAGGACACCAACAUCUUCGCAGAUUACUCGCAUGACCACGAAGAGGAUGGUGAAGCAAAUGAGAAUGGAGGUGUCAAGUUAUCCCUGAAUCGCUGGUUCUAUGAUGAACGAUGGUCACGCAAUCGCUGUAUCACUUGCAUGGACUGGUCUCCUCAGUAUCCUGAACUCCUUGUUACCAGCUACAACAACAAUGAGGACUCUCCUCAUGACCCCGAUGGUGUUGCCCUUGUGUGGAAUACCAAAUUUAAGAAAGAAACACCAGAGUAUAUCUUCCAUUGUCAGUCUCCAGUGAUGUCUGCAACAUUUGCAAGGUUCCAUCCCAAUUUGAUCAUUGGUGGAACUUAUUCUGGACAAAUUGUUCUCUGGGACAACCGUAGCCAAAAGAGAACUCCAGUCCAGCGCAGUCCCCUGUCUGCUUCAGCUCACACUCAUCCUGUGUACUGCAUGAAGGUGGUUGGCACCCAAAAUGCCCACAAUCUUAUCAGUGCAAGUACUGAUGGAAAGAUGUGUUCCUGGUCCUUGGACAUGCUAUCACAGCCUCAGGAAUCAAUGGAGCUCCAGCACAAGCAGUCACGUGCAGUAGCAGUCACAUCUUUAGCCUUCCCUCAUGGAGAUGUCAAUAACUUUAUUGUGGGCUCUGAAGAAGGAGCUGUAUUUACUGCUUGCCGCCACGGAAGUAAAGCCGGCAUAGUGGAUGCCUACGAGGGACACCAGGGCCCAGUGACAGGUGUGAGCACUCAUGCUACCCUGGGACCUAUUGACUUCUCACAUCUCUUCCUCACUUCAUCAAUUGACUGGACAGUCAAGCUUUGGUCUGUUAAGGAAACAAAGCCUCUAUACUCAUUUGAGGACAACGGCGACUAUGUAUAUGAUGUGGCUUGGUCACCCAUCCAUCCUGCUCUCUUCACGGCUGUGGACGGAUCAGGAAGGAUUGACCUCUGGAAUCUAAACCAGGACACUGAGGUUCCUACAGCAAGUACCUAUGUCGACGGUAACCCAGCUCUGAAUAGAGUGUCCUGGACUAACUCUGGUCAACAAAUCACAGUUGGUGACGAUAUGGGUAAAAUCUGGAUCUAUGAUGUAGGAGAACAACUUGCACUUCCACGCGCGGAUGAAUGGGCUCGGUUGGUGCACACUAUGGGAGAGCUGAAGAACAACCAAGCAGAUGAUGACCAGUCCACGAGGCACUACGACUCCUCGUUCUCAUCUCUAACCUCAUUAGCGUCUUCCCCUCUUAGAUAAAUGGAGCGCAGCUUAAAUAUUCCUUAGGCUUUGAAAAGUGAUUGCAAAUAUUAUUAACUAUUUAUAAAUGUUGUUAAGUUUAGUUUCUGGCCUUCCAUGUGCAACUUGUCAAUUAGUACCUCCUUUGGCAUAAUGGUAUUAACAAUCAGUAUCUGAAUAUAACCGAUAUAAGGUGUAAUUUAAUCGUCAUGCAAAAGGGUAAAGUUUUGUGAUCUAAUAUAUUGUAGGAAAUUGAAAUCCCUCCCACUCAAUUUUCAUUUGCAAGAUGUAAAGUUAUUUUAAUUUUUUACUUGUCAUAUAUUGAGCGGCAACUAAUUUUGCUUAUUGCAGAUAUUAAGAUCUAUUGUCAUAGCUCCCAUGAAACCAAGAUAUGAUAUUAAUUAUAAAAGGUUUCAUAGUGAUAUUUGAAGUAUAGGAAAUCGUAUGUACAGCUUAUGUGAAAAUAAUAAAGUACUAUUGGUG